Owenia fusiformis is the source of this 2229-nucleotide messenger RNA. The record is from the annotation of a GenBank genome assembly. Lineage: Eukaryota; Metazoa; Annelida; Polychaeta; Sabellida; Oweniidae.
UAAUUUCAGGCGAGAUUCAGGAAAUAAAAAGAGUAUUAGAAACUGAUGGUUUUAGAGACUUGGCUUUGAAGAUGAGUUCAACCGGAAAUCAGAAGAGGUCCAUUAUGCGCACGCAUCUGCACGUGGAAAACAAGAAUGGCUGAAAUCGAAGCAAAGAAGGAAAAGAAGAAGAAAAAGAGCAAAGAUGUUGGAGACAUCCAACACUCAGAAUCAUUUACAAUACAGCCAAGCUCCAAGCAGGAGAAGCUAGACACUGCAGAUUGGCCCCUGUUGCUAAAGAACUAUGAUAAACUGAAUGUGCGAACCAAUCACUACACACCAAUUCCAAAUGGCUGCUCACCAUUGAAGCGACCCAUAGGGGAAUAUAUAAAGACAGGAUUCAUCAAUUUAGAUAAGCCUGCCAAUCCCUCCUCCCAUGAAGUCGUAGCAUGGAUAAAGAGGAUCUUGAGGGUGGAGAAAACUGGUCACAGUGGUACCCUUGAUCCUAAAGUCACAGGUUGCCUAAUCGUAUGUAUAGAGCGGGCCACUAGGCUAGUGAAAUCACAACAAGGUGCUGGUAAAGAGUAUGUGUGUAUCUUCCGCCUUCAUAGUGCAGUCGAUAAUGAAAAGAAAGUCCUCCAGUGUAUGGAGACUUUAACAGGGGCCCUUUUCCAGAGACCUCCUCUAAUAUCUGCCGUUAAACGACAACUAAGGGUACGCACAAUAUAUGAAAGCAAAAUGCUGGAAUAUGACAAAGAGAGACAGCUAGGUAUACUGUGGGUGAGCUGUGAGGCUGGCACAUACAUAAGAACACUCUGCGUACAUAUUGGGUUGCUGCUAGGAGUCGGAGGUCAAAUGCAAGAGCUCCGACGAGUUCGUUCGGGAAUCCAAUCAGAAAAGGAUGCAAUGUACACAAUGCAUGACGUGUUAGAUGCUCAAUGGCAACUAGACCAUAACAAAGAUGAGGCUUAUCUGAGACGUGUCAUUAAACCACUAGAGGCUCUACUUGUAUCACACAAACGCAUCAUCAUGAAAGAUUCUGCGGUGAAUGCUGUGUGUUAUGGUGCCAAAGUAAUGUUACCUGGUGUAUUACGCUAUGACGAUGGUAUCGAGGUGAAUGAUGAGAUCGUCAUAGUAACAACUAAAGGAGAAGCAAUAGCUCUAGCCAUAGCCCAAAUGACCACUGCUGUAAUAGCAACAUGUGAUCAUGGUUUGGUGGCAAAAUUGAAGCGGGUCAUAAUGGAACGGGACACAUACCCCAGGAAGUGGGGCUUGGGACCAAAAGCCACAAUGAAGAAAGGUCUUAUGAAGCAAGGUUUAUUAGACAAAUAUGGUAGACCUAAUGACAAAACACCAAAAGACUGGUCAACAUCAUACACAGAUUAUAACUUAAAGAAAGAGAAUGGCAUCAGUGACAGUACUCCCAGCACUCCUACAGCUGCUCCAGCUGCUCCACAAAAGCGUAAAAUUGACUCAUUAGAUAGCUCUGAUUCUGAAGAGGAUGUAAAACCAACAAUUCCACCAGUAACUCCAGAUACAGAAAAGAGAAAGAAGAAAAAGAAAAAAGAUAAGAAUACAGAGGCUGAUGUAAAUACAACUAUAGAAGAACCUAAGUCUGAUAAAAAGAAAAAGAAGAAAAAGAAACAUAAAAAGGAAAAGAAAGAAUCCUCAGACGAUGACAGUGAUUGACACAUUGACAUUUUAAGUGAUUGACAGUUUAAUUGAUUGACAGUUCACUUGAUUGACAGUUCGGUUGAUCAACUGUCAAUGCAGACAUUUUAAAGAUAUUCCAUAAAGAAUAUAGUAGGGCUCCUACAGAAAUAUCAAAUACAAUUACACGGAAUUUCACAAUACCCUCACAGUCUCAAAUAGCUAAAAUGGAUGAGGAAUUUAGGAAUGGCAGAAACCGUGUGUCGUUUAGGCAGUUAGGGGAUUCCCAGUCAAAAUUAAUGGGAUACGAUAUUGCAUGUAUUGUAAAAUUGUAAUCUAAUUUGAUUGAAAAUAUUUUCGAUCAGAUUUUUUUCUGUUGUUAUCCCUGUAAACUUCAGUGAUAUUGUAAACCGUUUUUAGAAAAUUAUCGCUAAAUGCUUAUCCAAAGGUUCUUUUUCAUUUUGGGGGAAAGAAUGUAUUUUACUUUUCAAUUUCUUGGAACCCUACAUAUGCCUUGUUUAUUUUACUAAAUGCUUCACACGGACUCAGAAACAAUUGUGAAGAUGAAGAAUAUCUAAAAUAUAUGAACUUUUCAUAAAA